GGCCGCGUCGCAUUGUCGGUCAAGCUGUUGUCCGGUUUGAGUAUUACGGCCUUUCGUGUUGGAUUCAAAGCUGGAGGGAAGCGCACACGUUUGCUGAGCUACCCGACUCGUGAAUUUAGCAACCCAUCCGAGUAGUUGUAUGGUUGUAGAACAAGGUUUAUGUAUAUUGGAGGACUGGAAUGUCUAAUAAUGUGUCUGCGAAAUUGUUAGGUUCGAUUGUUUAUAAAAUACUGUGAGGAGAAAUGCCUGCCGUAGUGUAAUAGCAUUUUGUUGAUAGCCGGUUUACAAAUAGACUAUCGCCUGAAAUUUGCACGUUUGCACCUGCUAGUUAACUCUGCCUUGGUGCUGUUUCGGAUUGCUACAAAAAAGCUUUGAAAGUAUUGGUGAGAUUUUCCGAAACGCUGAUGAAAAUUUGCGAUGGGAUGGAGCAGAGAGUGUUUUUAAUGGGCGACCGAAGGAUAGGGCAUGAUGGGGGUGGUGGAUAAAAGCCGAAGGCACUGUGAUGGGAGGUGGGGGUAGAAGGGGAUUCUGAUGGAUGGCUGGAGUGUUGGGCAGAGGGGCUCGUGGGGUUGGGGCAAAGUGGGAGGGUUGGUGGUGAAGUAGGGCAGAGAUUGGGCAGGAUUGUAAUCUCUUGAUUGGGAGAUGGUGGACAUGAAAGUAAUGAGAUGUCAUGACGUUUCUGUGGAAUAGUUGGGACUUGAACCUAGAUUUUCUGAUCUGCUCCCAUGGUGCAACUUGGAAGAUAUUUGAAGGAAUUUUAUUUUUCUAAAUUGAUCCUUACAAAUCCAGGAAAGAUGAAACGAAAAGUGGUUAAAUUGAAUAGUCUUCGUCUUAGUCCAAAUGAAGAGGCACUUUUGAUAAAAGAAGAGCAUGAGAGAAGACGAAGGUUAAGAAUAAAGCAGGUCAGAGAGCAGGAGCGUUCUAUUGCUGUGCAGAUCCGAGAGGAGGUAAAACAUCGUCGUAAUCAACAGCUUGAGCAACUAGCAAAUGAGUUGAAGGCUGAAUGGCAGAUGGCACAAAUGGAGAAAGCACAGUCUCUAGAGAAGCUUUAUCUCUCUAGUUUGAAGGCAGUGGGUGAAGGACAUAGACAAGCUAAAGAAAAUGAACCAGAUUUGAAAGCUUGCUCAAAACUGGUAGCUGUCAACAGAGAAAAAGCUGAGAAAAGGCAUAGAGAAGCACUAAGGGAGUUGAAGCAGCAAAAGAAUAAAGACCAUGAAGUUCAAAAUAGGUAUAUCGAAACACGCAAAAAAGCACUACUCAUUGAGAAAAAAAGAGCAUUAAAGAUUGCACAUCUUCCACCACCUCCACCAAACCCCGUUGCUGUUCCCACAAUGUUAAACUGGUCUGUAAUCACUGGACUUAUGCUGGCAGCCUUUUACUGGAUAUCAUGUUACAAUUUUUUAGGCUUCUGGUGCCACCCUGAAUCUAAGGAGAAAUUUAUGGAUCUUGAAGUGCAAAACUAUCCAGCAGUGAAGAUGUACGAUAUUGACAGCUUCUCUGUGACACACUACCAUUUGCCUGAACCUUGUGUGGACCGAGAAAGUGACACACAACAGCUUAGUGCUGAACUGACUGCUCAAGAGGAAGCAGAGCGCUUGGAGGAUUUGCAACAAGAAGCUGAGAUGGAGAGACUGGAGCAGUUGGAGAAAGCUAGAUUGCGAGGCAGCCGUGCUCUCCAACUAGUUCAUUUAAUACAGGAUAGAGAGAAACUGGUGAAGGAACUUGGAGAAAUGCAACAAGCUGAUCUGGCACAUAGAAGGCAGACUGUAGCUCAGAUGCCACCCCAAUUGUUUGAGCCACCGUAUAGAUGUGUGCAAGUAAAAGAAGAUCGGCAGAGGGAGAUGGAAUUUGCUUUUGAGGAUAUGUACGCUGAUGAUAAAAAAGUCAGAGGUGACUUAAUACUUCAACUUGAGCACGAACCUUUACCAGCCCCAACUAUUGGAGUACAAGAUGAAGAUUUGGACCUUUCAGUUGAUCCAGAUGGAUUUCAAAAGGAACAGCAACAUGAAAACGCUACCCGGAAAGAUCUAUCAACACUACACUUGGGUAAUAUCCGAGAUCUACAGUUGGUAGCAGCCAGUCAGCCCUCUGCAUGCCCAACUAAGGCAGCCUUGAAGAAACUGUUUACCAAGAUAAAGACACAGAGGGACUAUUGUUCAAAACCUGAACCAAAGUAUAUAAACAAAGAUAUGACCAUUGAGUCUGGUUCAAUUACCAGUGAAAAAAAUGAUCAAAGAACUUUGACAAAAUCCACAGCUGACAAUUUAAGUGAAGAACAUCUAGAAAUGCUGUCAGCGCUGAUUCAAACCAAUAAACAGCAAAACAAAGUACCUGAAGAUGCCAUAAAGGCUGGAAAUGCAACGUUGAGUCAUCCAAAAGAGCAAGCAAGUGGAGCUGGAUCUGAAAUAGACAGAAGGAAACAAUUGCAGCAUCACAAGCACUUUCUGUCAAAUGUGCCAUCCCCAGACCAUGAACAUAUGUGUACAAUUCAUUGGUUUCAGCAGCACCUUAUUGAACAAAACAGGUUGCAUAAAACCUCACUGGAAGAAAUCAGGAAGCAACUGGAUGAGUAUCAGUUGAAACAAGGAUGGUCUUUUGUUUCUACUACAGCAAGACACUUGGCCGAACAGCAGUUGCCAUCUCAGAUGAAGCAUUACAACAAAUCUACUGGAUCUGAACUCCGGGUUGAUGUGACCAGGUUUAAGCCUGGAGAGACUUGUGUCCUUUCUGCUCAAUAUCCUAGCUUUGAGAAUCAAUCUAGAGCUCUGUGUCAGACCCAACCUACAAUUGUACCAUUUGUUCACUUGCAACAGACCGAAUUACCAUACAAGAUCACUUGUCAAUCACCACAAGUUAGUCAAGGGACACAAGUGCCAGUUGGCACUAUUUGCUUACCCGAGAGUUCAGAAAAUGUUUCUGUAUUUUCACUGAGGCACCAACUUUUAAAAAAUUCUACUUUAUUCAAUUCAGCAUUGCUCAAAACUACCCAGCAAGAUACUGCAAAUCCUGAGUCCACAGUUACACAACAACAAAGAGACGAAGUGGAUGCUGGAUCAAAUCGUUGUGGAGGUCCUGACAAUGUUAAUUGUCAGUCUGCGUAUAAUGUUAGCAAUAGUGAAUCUGAUUUGCCAAAAUCUAAAAAAUAUAACGUGCCUGACAGUGUACUUGAAGUGAAUGGUGUGGAGGUAUCAGAACCUUGUGCUACAACUUCAGGCACAGUUGAGCCACAACAGGACUUGAACACUGGACGAACCAAGGAGAAUUUCCAAUUAAAAAAUGAAGAUCAGCUGAAAGAUCUAGAGCCAACAGCUCCAUUAAAUGGGACAUUAAAUCCUUUAUUGUCCUAUGAUUCCAAAUCAAUACAAACUGGAAGUUAUUUCUCAGCAUCUCGAAAUGGUGACGCUCUCACAAGAGAUGAUCAACAUUGGCGACCUUCUAAACCACCUGUAACCAAGAGAAGGCUGGGACAUUUUGGACUAUUUGACCAGCACGAAUUAAGUGCAAUCCAGGAAGGAGAAUCCCCUAAAAGUGACAGACUGUCUCUAUUUGACUUGUCAAGAGUAUCAACGAGCAGCUGCCAUCAAAUGUCUAAUAUUGCAGGUAGCACUGUAGACUCCAUUCGAAUGAGCAGACUGACUUGGAGAGACAAACUGAAAUUGGAGACUAGCCAUCUCCCAGGACAAGGUCUCACUCAUGUUGAAAGCACUACGCUUGAGUUUGCUGGCCCAACAUGUCGUGCAGCUAGUAAGGUAUUAUUUCCUUAUUCUUGCUCUGGUGAUAUUCAAAAAACUUCCGAGGAAGGUCAACUAUCUUCCACCACGCUAUCCACUGGGAGUUUAACUUCAAGUGAUCCAACAGAUAUUGGUCCUCUCAGUCCAGGUGAUCAUUCCUCCACUGCUCAUGAUAUCAUGCCUGGACAGUCAACUCCUCCCUCGACUUCUUCACCUUCACUCUCUGUGAACAAGGACACAGCUGAAAAUCAAGACAUUGAGCAUUGUGGUCCCAGUUUAGAAGAAUGCAUUCCAACAGGAAGAAAAAUUCAGCAGGUAGUAGAGAAGUAUACUAGAAACCUAAACCAAUUGAUUAAUUCAAGUGGAAAGAAUCAGGACCCUGCAACUGUUCAUAAUACUUCAACCCAAGGAGUCCCUAAUUUCCAUGUCAAGCUACAGUCUUCCCAACCAGAUUCGGAUCUAGAAUUGCAACCUUUGGAGACCAGACCUGAUUUUGGUGUUUCAAGUACUUCAUUGUCUUCUACUUCUAACAAGAAUUCAAAUGUCCUUGAUACUGAUAGCAACACACACAAUCAACAUUCAAAUCCAGGCAUCAAUCAAGUCCAGGCACCAAUCAAGUCCUUCACCGACAGUAUUGAAUCCACUCCUGACCAUGGAAGUGGAGUUUGCAAUACAAGUCAAAGGAACAAGUACAUUCAGCAGGAUUAUGAUUUUGAAGAUGGUAGGUUGAAAACUUUUCAACCACUUCGACUGGAAAUUAGUUCAAACAAAUACAGUUUAGACACUGGUUCCAGAGAAAAUGUAAUGUGCAACAGACUUUCAGAACAAGGAUUUAAUAACGGUGCCUCCUCAAUUAACUGUCUACAUCUUCCUCCAUUGGAUCUUAUAAGACCAGAAACUGCAGCUGCUGGUUCACAGAUUCUUGAAUCCAUAGACCAGUCAAUUUGUUCUGAUUCAUCGACUGAAAAUUUGCAAGGAGAUGUAAGAGAAAAUACUCAGGAGUGUUUUGGCUCAUUCUCCCAGCUAAAUGCAACACAGAGUUCAGAAAAUGAUCACAACUGUGACACUUCUGAUCAAAAUGGAAAACAUCUGGAGGUUUGUGAAAGCAUAACUUCACAUGCUGUCACUUUUACCAAGCUUAUAAAAUCCAAAAAGGUAAAUGAAGUGGGUACUUUGAAUGAUCAAUCUACUGAACUCUCUAAUGUAAUAUCACCAAGGAAAAAGAAUUGCACUGGAAGUGAAGUGCUCUGUGUCUCAGAGCAGAAUCACAUGGUGCAAUCUGGGCAGUUAUCUCACGGAAGAACUCAAACAGCUGCCAGACUUGAGUUUGAGACUGAACAGGAUCAGCCACUGUCGUCAAACCUUACAUCAGAAGUUUGCACAUUGCAGAGUAUUAUACCAGCAAGGGAAAUUGGAUCAAAUCUUGGGAUCAUGGAAGAACCUGAACUCUCUCAACUGUCAAUGAAUGAUUCAACUUUAAUAGAUGAAGAACUAGGACAGGAGUCUCCAACAAAAUACAUAACAUGUCAAAAUGAAUUCCAAACAUUUACUCGGGCAAAUGAGUUGCAGCCUUCGAAGCUUAAGACCACAGAUCAUGCAAUUUCUACCUCGCAUAACUUAGUAGUUGCAGACCACAAAAUAAAUCACACAGCAUCUUCAUUUCAAAAGUCUCCAACAGUUAUGGUAUUUCAGUUUGACUCGCCUCCUAAGAUUUUGAAUGAAGUAGUUCUGAAGAAAAAACAUAAAUUUCUUGCAAAUUCUGCAAAACGAGUGGAGGAUAUGAAAAGAAAAGGAAGAUCUGGAAAAGCUAACUCUGAACUGCUGGAGAAAAAAAAGUCAUUGAAACAAGAACAACUCUCUGUGUUUGCAUCAUCGUCUGUAGCGGCUCACUUGAAGGCGGUUGGGCAAGUGAAAGUCUCUACUCCUGAAGAUAGAAAAGCUGCUGAAGUAGAGAUGCAAAAAAGAACAUUCUGUCUCUACAGCCAACUUGAUGAGGUGAAAAACAGGAAAAAAGAAGUGACCAGACAAAUAGUGUGCGCCAGAAAUAGUGAAAAAGCAAAAGAAUUCCAAAAGGUAUAUGCUAAGCCUGUUUAUCUCUGCAUUUGUGGGUAAUAACUUGAGGAAAUCUAAUAAAUUUGAGGAAGGAUAAUCUACCUGCUGAUUUCCUCUUCUUUCAUAAUUGUUAAAGAUCAAUGACAAGUUUGUUACUCUUUGAGUAAC
This is a messenger RNA of Rhincodon typus (whale shark), 5951 nucleotides long. It is a transcript of the gene cep295, whose product is annotated as centrosomal protein 295. Gene Ontology annotation, biological process: regulation of centriole replication. The record is from RefSeq and is a predicted model, not a curated record. The coding region runs from base 726 to 5843 and encodes 1705 amino acids. Lineage: Eukaryota; Metazoa; Chordata; Chondrichthyes; Orectolobiformes; Rhincodontidae. The transcript is spliced from 27 exons. Gene Ontology annotation, cellular component: cytosol; centrosome; centriole.